AUGUUGUCCCCGAGUAAAUCCAGAUCUCUGGCUGGUAAAACUAUAUCAUCUGGCGAUAGACAAUCAAGAGAUCCAGUUGUUCUCGAUCCAGUUGUUCCCGAGUUUAACCCAUAUCAUCUCCUUAAACAAUUUUUAGCUUCUAAAACCCUAGGCUUCACACCAAAUCCACCACCAGAUUUCUCCACCGUCAUACCAAAUCUCGCCUUGAAAUCUGCAAUUCUCAGUUGGUGUGAACGACGGUGUUUUCCACCGCCGAAGCCACUCGAUUCCGCCGCCGAGGAGAAGCUUAUACUCACAUUAAUUGAGAAAACACCACAAAGAAGAGUCUCUGUUUCAGAGAAAGAGCUUAUCAAAGCAAUCAAAGAUAAACCAUCAGUGAGACUUAACCACGCUGCGACGGAGCUUGACCGGAGACCUAACUACUUCAAUUCAAGCUCCGACGAGUCAAUAGCUUCUUCAAGCUGUACACUACAGUUAACAACUAAACCUAGUUGCUUCUCUUCACCUUCAUCUGGAGAAAUCGAAUCUUUAGAACCAAACCUAACUCCAGAAGAAGAAGCUUUACUAACAAAGCUUAAGAGUAAUCGAAUCUCAGAGAUUGAAGAAGCUUUGAUUUCGAUUCGACGCGUUACAAGAAUCGACGAAGGUUCAAAAAUCAGUUUAUGUACAACGAGACUAAUCUCUGCACUUAAGUCACUGAUUGUUUCGAGAUACGCGACGGUUCAGGUCAAUGUCACGGUGGUUCUUGUCAACUUGUCUUUGGAAAAAUCUAAUAAAGUUAAGAUCGUACGGUCAGGAAUCGUUCCACCGUUGAUCGACGUUUUGAAAUGCGGUUCUGUUGAAGCUCAGGAACAUUCCGCCGGAGUUAUCUUCAGUUUAGCUCUUGAAGAUGAGAACAAGAUGGCGAUUGGUGUUCUCGGAGGUUUAGAGUCGUCGCUUCAUUUGAUCCGAGUUGGUACUGAGUUGACUCGGCAUGACUCAGCUUUAGCUUUGUAUCACCUUUCUCUUGUACAGAGUAAUAGAGGGAAGCUUGUGAAGCUCGGAGCUGUUCAGAUGCUUUUGGGUAUGGUGAAGUUAGGAAGAAGAAAAAAUAAAUCGGGUCAAAAUCGGGUGAAGAAGAAGAAGAUUCGGGUCAAAAUCGGGUUUAAAUUUGGUUAAAUUUGAAUUAAAUCAAACCGGAUUAUGUGGUACCGGUUUAUUGGCCGGUUCAAUUGGAGGCGUAGUUUUAAGGAUGAAUCCGAAAGUACAUGUUGCAAUUGUGAGAAUUAUCUAAGUUUAUGGUGGAAUUUUCAGGGGCAAAAA
Arabidopsis lyrata subsp. lyrata is the source of this 1302-nucleotide messenger RNA. RefSeq names its product U-box domain-containing protein 40. Gene Ontology annotation, molecular function: protein binding. NCBI's taxonomy places the organism in Eukaryota, Viridiplantae, Streptophyta, Magnoliopsida, Brassicales, Brassicaceae. The record is from RefSeq and is a predicted model, not a curated record. Gene Ontology annotation, cellular component: cytoplasm; nucleus. The coding region runs from base 1 to 1158 and encodes 385 amino acids. The transcript is spliced from 2 exons.